UAAUAGAUACUCUACCCUGUAGUGUGGUCAAGUCAAUCUGCAAAUGGCUGCUUCAAACAACUUGAGUAUCCAGCAAGCAUACCCACCAGAUCAAACCGAUCUAUAUCAAUCGGUGCUUGAGGAACAAGCGGCUCCACCCGCGCCAUGUGGAGCCUGGUGCGUCUUGGCGUCUUGGCAUCGCGUGCCUCGAACCAUUUCUUCCUCAUCGAUUCUGCAUUGACCAACCUCUUCCUCUUCACCUUUUUUCUUGCGUCAUACGCUUCUCGCAUCGGUGAUCUUUUGAUUCUGACUUAUGCUAAUGAGCCUUUAUGCGUCCAUCACAGCAUGACACCCGCUCCUCUGUCGACAAUGUACCCACCACAGGCGAAGUAGCCGGCCAGCACCAUGUGCCGCCCCGAGAUCCCCACGGUUCACCGGGCCGGGACGUGCCCGACGAGGAAGACAAUACCAGCGUCAGCACCGUCAUCUACGAUGGAAACCCUCGAGUACAGCGUGACGCUGCACCGCCUUCCAACCGCUCCGACAGUUCGGACGAUGACGACGCCUCUAGCACCAAAAGCGAAAAGCCGGUCACCUGGCGCACACUACCCAAAAAAGGUCAACUGGCGAUCUUGACCUUCGCGCGCUUGUCGGAACCUCUGACCCAGACCUCGCUGCAGGCGUACCUGUUCUACCAGCUCAAAUCGUUCGACCCGUCGCUGCCGGAUUCGACCAUCUCUGCCCAGGCGGGCCUGCUGCAAGGGACCUUCACCGCCGCGCAAUUCGUAACGGCGGUCUGGUGGGGGAGACUGGCGGAUGCCGAGUGGAUGGGUCGGAAGAGGGUGCUGAUGAUCAGCUUGUUGGGGACAUGCAUCUCGUGUCUGGGCUAUGGCUUCUCGCGCUCCUUUGUGACCGCGGCGAUCUUCCGGACGCUGGGUGGGAUAUUAAACAGUAACAUUGGGGUGAUGAGGACGAUGAUCGCGGAGAUUGUCGAGGAGAAACGGUAUCAAUCGCGCGCGUUUCUCCUUCUGCCCAUGUGCUUCAAUAUCGGCGUGAUUAUCGGGCCGGUUUUGGGCGGCUCGUUGGCCGAUCCGGUCAACAGUUAUCCGCAGUUCUUCGGUCCGGGUUCAUUCUUCGGUGGUAAGGAAGGCGUGUAUUGGAUGAAACAUUGGCCUUUCGCAUUGCCCAACGUGCUGAGUGCGAUUUUCAUCUUUGCUUCGUUGAUCGCCGUCCUGUUAGGGCUGGAAGAGACACAUGAGGUUGCUCGGUACCACAGCGAUUGGGGUCGCAAACUCGGCCGCACCCUGGCCAGAUCCCUGUCCUUCCGUCGCAUACCCCGGCACUAUCGGGCGCUGGUCAGUCAUCCAGACGAUGAGUCGCUCUACGUCGACGGCAGCGUCACAAGCCGGUCAGCCCCCGCCAGUCCGGCUCACGUUCGUGCCUUGGUUCGCCGUAAGCGGCCGUCGUUUGGCCAGACCUGGACGCGCAAUGUCCUCCUGACACUGUUUGCCCACUUUCUCCUCGCCUUCCACACGAGCGCCUUCAACGCCAUGACAUUCGUGUUCCUGCCGACCCCGCGCGCUCCCAAAGGCAGCAACGACGGCUUCUUCCAUUUUGGAGGCGGCAUGGGUCUUCCCUCUGCGCGUGUCGGCCUCGCCACAGCCAUCAUCGGCGUCAUCGGCCUGCCCCUGCAGAUCUUCGUGUAUCCCCACGUGCAGUCCCGGAUGGGGACCCUGCCGUCUUUCCGCACCUUCCUGCCGUUCUCACCCAUUUCGUACGCCCUGAUGCCCUUUCUGGUGUUGAUCCCGCGCAUCCCGUGGCUGGUCUGGUCGACCUUCACUUUCGUCGUCGGGCUGCAGGUCGUCUCGCGGACAUUCGCCCUUCCAGCGGCGAUCAUCCUCGUGAACAACUGCGUCACUGAUCCAUCCGUUCUGGGGACUGUGCAUGGCGUGGCGCAGAGUGUCUCCAGCGCCGCACGCACUCUGGGACCGCUCCUCGGCGGCUGGGGCUUAGGUCUGGGCCUGAAGUAUAACAUGGUGGGAGCGGUCUGGUGGGCUCUGGCGGUGGAGGCGCUGCUCGGGUGGUUCUUGCUGUGGUCGAUCUUCGAAGGACGAGGCAUCGAGAAAAGGGAUCCCCCAGUCGACGAAGACGAGGAAUCAUAAAUUCUGCUGUGCUGCAUAUAUAUAGAGAUAUAUAGAUAUGAUGAGAUAGACGAGAAAUGUUUCAUGAUCCAACGCCGUCCAUUGUGACUAUCAAAGCGCAUGCAUAUCAUAUUAGGUCAUUAGUUCAUCAACGGUCCAUGACUUAUUUA
This is a messenger RNA of Aspergillus candidus, 2290 nucleotides long. RefSeq names its product putative MFS multidrug transporter. Lineage: Eukaryota; Fungi; Ascomycota; Eurotiomycetes; Eurotiales; Aspergillaceae. Gene Ontology annotation, molecular function: transmembrane transporter activity. Gene Ontology annotation, biological process: transmembrane transport. Bases 309 to 2141 code for a protein of 610 amino acids. The transcript is spliced from 3 exons. The record is from RefSeq and is a predicted model, not a curated record.